Messenger RNA from Rotaria sordida, 810 nucleotides. The record is from the annotation of a GenBank genome assembly. Lineage: Eukaryota; Metazoa; Rotifera; Eurotatoria; Philodinida; Philodinidae.
AUGGCAGGAGAGUAUGAUACAGCAAUUACAGUAUUUUCACCAGAUGGUCGUCUUUUUCAAGUUGAAUAUGCACAAGAAGCUGUCAAGAAAGGAUCAACGGCUGUUGGUGUACGUGGUAAAAAUAUUGUUGUUUUAGGAGUUGAAAAGAAAGCUGUCGCUGUUUUACAAGAAGAUCGUACGGUUCGUAAAAUUUGCGUACUUGAUGAUCAUGUUGCUAUGGCAUUUGCUGGUCUUACAGCUGAUGCUCGUGUUUUAAUGCAUCGUGCACGUAUUGAAUGUCAAUCUCAUCGACUUAAUGUUGAAGAUCCAGUAACAAUCGAAUAUAUAACACGUUAUAUUGCUGAUUUACAACAAAAAUAUACACAAGGUCGUGGUCGUCGUCCAUUUGGUUUAUCAACAUUAAUUGUUGGUUUCGAUUAUGAUGGUACACCACGUCUCUAUUCAACAGAUCCAAGUGGUACUUAUCAUGAAUGGAAAGCAAAUGCAAUUGGUCGACAAGCAAAAACUGUUCGUGAAUAUUUAGAAAAAUCUUAUUCAGAAACAACAUAUGAAUCAACACAUGAAUCCAUUAAAUUAUGUAUUCGAGCUUUACUUGAAGUUGUACAAAGUGGAUCAAAAAAUGUUGAAAUUGCUGUUAUGGUACGACAUAAAGCACUAAAAACUCUUAGUCAUGAAGAAGUCGAAAAAUAUAUUGCUGAAAUUGAAAAAGAAAAUGAAAUUGAAGCUGAAAAGAAAAAACAAGCAAAACAAAUGGGUAGUACAACUACAACACAACCAACUUUAACAACACAAACAUCAAAAAAAGAGUAG